AAUCCCAAUAUUUGAGCUUGAGUUCAAAAUACAAAACGCUCACGAAACCUCUCAAUCCAUAGCAAUAAUUUGUCAAUCUCCAAAACACACAUGUUUUCCCUAGCUAAUAAUCUGCCCCCAAUUCUAUCCGCAUACACAGCAUUUACCGGAUUCGCAUUCCUGAUCCGGACAAUCCUAGGCGAGUUCAAAGCCAUUGUCAACCAGAUCUUGCCCGGAGAAAUCCGGGCAAGAAUCUGGCAAAAACUCGAACGCGUGAUGACAAUGUGCAACUUCACAUCCCAAAUGACAAUGGUCAUUGAAGAAUACAACGGCCUCACUCCCAACGAGAUCUUCGAGGCUUCCGAGGUUUACUUAAGAUCAAAGUUGGGCACGUUAUCGACCAAUAGGCUCAAGAUCUGCAAGGCGACGCAAGAAGCGAAUAUCUCUUUCGUUGUAAGCAGAAAUGAGAAGAUAAAUGACACGUUUGAAGGCGCAGAGUUCAUAUGGGAAAUGAAAGUCGCCCCCACUUCGUCUCGUCAGAAGCCAAGCAACGAUUACGAUGUUCGACCGCCUUCGGAAGUUGGGGACUUGAGAUCAUUUGAACUCACAUUCAACAAGGAGAUAAAAGGUAUGGUUUUGACAUCAUAUAUUCCAUUUGUGUUGAAAAAGUCAAAAGAGCUAAGAGAAAAGGAGAAGAUGAUCAAGCUUUUGCCACUUGGAAAUUGGCAUGAGGAAGUCUGUCUUGACCACCCCUCCACAUUUAAGACUCUUGCGAUGGACCCGGACCUCAAGAGGGAACUCAUUGAGGACUUGGACCGGUUCGUGCGACGAAGGGAGUAUUAUAGGAGAGUCGGGAAAGCAUGGAAGCGAGGGUACUUGUUGUAUGGGCCCCCAGGAACUGGGAAGUCGAGCCUGAUAGCGGCGAUGGCAAAUUACUUGAAAUUCGACAUCUUCGACUUAGACCUCACAGGCCUGAAGAGCAACUCGGAACUCCAAGUGAGAAUGCCCAUGACCAAGAAUAGAUCCAUUCUUGUAAUUGAGGAUAUUGAUUGCAACAUUGAGGCGCGGAGCAGAAACCUUGUCGAUAACACUCACAAGGAAAGUCAGCUAACGCUAUCAGGUUUAUUGAACUUCAUUGAUGGACUAUGGUCGUGCUGUGGGGACGAAAGGAUCAUCGUGUUCACAACUAACUGCAAAGAAAGACUAGACCCAGCACUCCUUAGACCCAGAAGAAUGGACAUUCACAUCCACAUGUCCUAUUGCACUCCGAGUGCCUUUCGGGUUCUUGCAUCAAAUUACCAUGGACUGAAUGACCACUCCACAUUUGUCGAGAUCGACAAACUUCUAUCUGAGACGGACGUGACUCCGGGGGAGAUAGCGGAAGAGCUUAUGAAGUGUGAAAAUGCCGAUAUUGCCCUUGAAGGACUCAUCAAGUUCAUACAAAAGAAAAAAGGAGCACAUGAAGACUAUGUAGUAGAGGACAUAAAUUGUCCCUUUUGAUGUAGUACAAUUUAUUUCAACAUAUUGUCAUCGCAAUCCCAAAAUAAAGCCCAUCUUGUUUUCAUAAUUGUCUUUUGAGUGUGUGGCUAUAAUUUAUUUUGAUUUUUGAGGGGAGAUAAAUAUUGGAAAGCAAAUAUUCAUAACUAGAAAAGAAAAUAGAAAGAUUUCU
Molecule: messenger RNA, 1648 nt
Organism: Cuscuta campestris
Lineage: Eukaryota; Viridiplantae; Streptophyta; Magnoliopsida; Solanales; Convolvulaceae
Source: the annotation of a GenBank genome assembly